Messenger RNA from Sodiomyces alkalinus F11, 462 nucleotides. RefSeq lists its product as hypothetical. The coding region runs from base 1 to 462 and encodes 153 amino acids. The record is from RefSeq and is a predicted model, not a curated record. The transcript is spliced from 4 exons. NCBI's taxonomy places the organism in Eukaryota, Fungi, Ascomycota, Sordariomycetes, Glomerellales, Plectosphaerellaceae.
AUGCGGCAACCUGAUUGGUUGGUUGUGGGCACGGACCACCGCCGCAACAUAAGGACGGCAUCUGCUCAGCUUGAUGAACCCGAACUGAACCAGCCUGCUCACUCACACCUCACAAACAUGACUGUGCUUUCAUGGAUUGGAUCUCCGAGGGCGGGCCGGGCUGUCGACGGGUCGCGAAUGAUGCCGGACCACUCCAACAGCUGCCCGCCCUGCAUCUGCAUCUGCAUCUGCAUCCAGCAUCCCCUGUCUGGCCUCGGGUCAUCAAACUGUCCACCCCUCCGCACGCGAGUCCCGACGAUGAACGGUAUUACCUCGUACGCCAAGGCUGACUUCGGCCUUGGUCGGUACACAGGACCAGUCUAUGUCUAUUCCAGGCGGAAAGUUUUCCAUCUGCUCGUCUUCUGGGAGUUCCCUCACCUGGAACCUCUCGACAUCUCCCAGGGCAUCCUUUACUUCUGGUAG